Molecule: messenger RNA, 1869 nt
Organism: Hippocampus comes (tiger tail seahorse)
Lineage: Eukaryota; Metazoa; Chordata; Actinopteri; Syngnathiformes; Syngnathidae
Product: homeodomain-interacting protein kinase 1-like
Exons: 7
Coding region: 145-1440 (431 amino acids)
Biological process (GO): positive regulation of transcription by RNA polymerase II; intrinsic apoptotic signaling pathway in response to DNA damage by p53 class mediator; smoothened signaling pathway
Cellular component (GO): PML body; nucleus; cytoplasm
Molecular function (GO): transcription coactivator activity; protein tyrosine kinase activity; SMAD binding
Source: RefSeq, a predicted model, not a curated record
UCUCCCCCACCCCCCUCCCCGCCCCAUCCCCGCCACCGCCGCCGCAUACGCUGCAUGGCAGACUCACCCUCAAACACUCUCUGCCUCCACUAUUCAUUCAACCCAAUUCACCUUCACAGCACAUCGAAAGCUGUCCGGUUGUAAAUGGAAUGGAUACACGUACAAACACCAUGCGCAAAAGAACUCGAGUUUUACAAUCAGCUUGAAUCGGCAGAUGACAUGUCAAUAUUAUUCCACUAUGCGGCAUGGAGUGAUGAGUCAAGUUCAUCCGGAAGCGUUUUCGGCGAGGAGUUAGAGCUGAAUGUGGGAACUUUGAUAUGCUCACCCUCUGCAGAAUACAUUGUGGAGAGUGUUUUGGGGUGCGGGUCGUUCGGAAAAGUCGUCCACUGCAGGAAGCUGGACACGGAUGAAUCAGUGGCUUUGAAAAUCAUCAUGGAGAAAGAUUUCAACAAUGACGUGCAGACGGAGGUGGAAACACUGGAAGUGCUGAAAAACUUCAAUUUGGAAAAAUACAACAUCGUCAAAUGGUUCAGCUCCUUUGUCCACGAGGGCCAUUAUUGUCACGAGUUUGAGAAGCUAGACAUGAGUCUUUACCAAUACCUGGUCAGAGAGAGAGACAUUCUGGAGCUAAAAGAGAUACGACCUAUUCUGCAGCAGGUUGCUUUAUCGCUGCAACUCCUCAAGAGCCUCGGGAUAGCCCAUACCGACCUCAAACCGGAUAACAUCAUGCUCGUGGAUCAUGUGCAUCAGCCACUGCGGGUGAAAAUCAUCGAUUUCGGCACGGCCAAUUUGACUUCGGAACGGUUCAGGGGCUCGGAACUUCAGACGCUCUGGUUCAGGUCUCCAGAGAUUCUUCUGGGUGCUUCCUUCAAUGAGGCUAUUGAUAUCUGGUCUCUCGGCUGUAUUGCAGCAGAACUGUUCAUGGGCAAAGCGCUGUUCCCCAGCAGCGAUGAGUUUGAUAUGAUGAGACACGUACUUCGAGUCAUCGGAAAGCCACCCAAUCAUCUGCUGAAUACCGGAGUGUACUCAAAGCAGUAUUUCAAACAUUACAUUUCCGGAAAUGAGAAAAGGACACCGACCCUUUGGAUGUUUAAGUCGAAUCUUUACAGUUCCUCUUGCAAACCCUGCACCCUAAACAGCCUAUAUGACCUUCUGGAGGGAUGCGACGAACAGACGGGAGAAGACCUGGACAGGAGGAGCUUCGUUGAUUUGUUGGUGAAGAUGCUGCAGCUGGAUCCCGACGAAAGGAUCAAACCCAGCCAGAUUCUUCAACAUCCCUUCAUCACCAUGAGCCACCUCCUUGGCAACUUCUACGACUGCCAAUAUGUUAAAUCCUGCUUGGAUCUCCUGAGCGGGCAUGUGAUUGAGGCCUCGUUGAACCAAGGACACUUUCUGCCGUCGCAGUGGAGUGUGACGGACCACCAAGACCCUUCGGGAUGAGGACGACACGAGAUGACGGGAGAUAACGCCGAUGUGACUUCCUACUAUCCGCUUGCUUUUGGAGUGUUUCGAUAAGAACAAUUGGAAUGUAUGGAGAAAAAAAAAUAUCAAAUGAAAGUCAAAAGCAAACAAAAAUGGAACUGUCCUAUGGUAAAAUUGAGCGUGAGAGCAAGACUGAUUGGGGCGGCCCCUGCGGACGACCCCCCCAAAAAAAAGAUUUUGAAUUGGGUUCAGCUUUGGGUUCUGGUUACUUUCACCCCAAACAACUGAUUACUGUGACUUUGUGACUGAGUGCAAGAAAUCAUACGCAAAUAAAUCUAGGUCUGCCCUGAAGUCCGAUGGAAAAACUUGGCAGCGUAAGACUGUUUUGUUUCUCCCUCUUGGCGUUCGUUUCUUACACAGCACCUUUGAACAAAGCCUCGACAAGAA